Molecule: messenger RNA, 973 nt
Organism: Orussus abietinus
Lineage: Eukaryota; Metazoa; Arthropoda; Insecta; Hymenoptera; Orussidae
Product: zinc finger protein 511
Exons: 4
Coding region: 132-941 (269 amino acids)
Source: RefSeq, a predicted model, not a curated record
CGCAUUGUUAAAUUCCCGUUUUGCUUUGCCGCCUUUCCGCGGUUUGAUUUUCCUUGGUGCUGCUAUCAGCCGAUUAGCCAAAGUUGAGACCGUCCCUGUCUGACAAGGAUUAAAGCCUUCAAUGUUAAAACAUGGAUACAAACAUCGAAGAGGUUUUACAAAAGAUUGGCAUAGGACCUCGACCUGUGGAUGAUCCAUUCUUUGAUGAUUCGUACAAAAUUUGUAGAGUUUUUGAAAGAAAAGGAAUCACUGUUGAAGACGACGAGGAGUUCAACCAUCCAUUCAUGAAAACAUUUCCCUGUAGUAUAUUUGGAUGCAAAGCCACGUUCCAAACAUUGGUUGACUUUGAAAUUCAUUACAAUGGUUGCCAUCGUUACACGUGUAUCGAAUGUAAGAAGAUAUUACCGACAGCUAGAAUAUUGGAAAUUCACACCGAGGAGAAGCAUGACAGUUUCUUUCAAGUUGCAGCUAAACAACGUCCAAUGUACCAGUGUUUUGAUUCAGCAUGUAACUUGAAAUUUGAGGAUCCCACCGUGCGGCGGGAGCAUGGCAUAAAAGUACAUAAGUUUCCAAAAAAUUUUCGAUACGACGAGGCAACAUACCAUAAGAAUCACAACGAGAAACUGGAUAAAAUGGAAUGUGAGCAAGCAGUAAAGAAUCAACAGACUUCCAAGAAACAUAUAAUUCGAUUGAACAAAAACUCUACAAAAACAUUUAUAAAUAAUGCUUCAGUGACAAUGCCAGUUAAUCGAACUACUACUCCACAAAAUGUCCCUUUGGAACCAAGUACUCCAAAUAAGAUAUCAUCUUCCUUAGUAUUUAUUCCUCGUCAAAUAAUGCAGAAAUCAUAUUCAAAAGUGCUUACAAAAAAGGAAGAUUCAGUAAAGAAUGUUCUUGAAACUGAAACCAUGAUGGAUUUGGCUGAAUCGCUACCUGAAUAAGUACCAUAUAAUUAAUUAAUUAAUUUAAUAAA